This is a messenger RNA of Vanderwaltozyma polyspora DSM 70294, 930 nucleotides long. It is a transcript of the gene ERV29, whose product is annotated as protein ERV29. Bases 1 to 930 code for a protein of 309 amino acids. The transcript has a single exon. Gene Ontology annotation, biological process: Golgi organization. NCBI's taxonomy places the organism in Eukaryota, Fungi, Ascomycota, Saccharomycetes, Saccharomycetales, Saccharomycetaceae. The record is from RefSeq and is a predicted model, not a curated record. Gene Ontology annotation, cellular component: membrane; endoplasmic reticulum-Golgi intermediate compartment; endoplasmic reticulum.
AUGUCAUACAGAGGUCAAGGUAACAAUUUGAACGGGUUUCCAACUUCGAACCCUAAUGGUUCUCAAUUUGGAAUGCCAUCUCCUAAUAUCGGUGGAUCUGGUAUUGCUAAAGGUUUCCAGCCAGUAGAUCAAAUGAUAGAUGUGUGGAUGAAAAAAGUUGAACGUUUAAUGGAUCAUCCAACCGUUCAAAAGUUCCGUCCUUAUAUCCCUAGCAUUGCAAGAUUUUUUAUCGUUGCUACAUUUUAUGAAGAUGCUUUGAGAAUUUUGACUCAAUGGUCUGAUCAAGUGUUCUAUUUGCAUAAAUGGAAGAAUUUACCUUACUUCUUUGUAGUAUUGUUUUUGAUUGUAGUUAGUUUAUCUAUGUUAGGUGGUGCUACUUUAUUGCUAUUAAGAAAGCAUACAACUUAUGCCACCGGUGUGUUGUGUGGUUGUAUUGUUCUACAAUCUUUGGUUUAUGGUAUUUUCACAGGUUCCUCUUUUAUUUUGAGAAAUUUCAGUGUUAUUGGGGGUUUACUGAUCACAUUUAGUGAUUCCAUUGUCAAGAACAAGGUUACAUUCCAAAUGUUACCUGAAUUGAACAAUAGAGAUGAAAAGACUAAAGGUUACUUGCUAUUGGCUGGUAGAAUUUUAAUUGUCAUGAUGUUCAUUGGUUUCACUUUCAGCAAAUCGUGGUUCACCGUUUUAUUAACCAUCAUUUUCACUGUUUGUUUUGCCAUCGGUUACAAGACAAAGUUUGCCUCAAUGGUACUAGUUUUGAUUUUAACUUUUUACAACGUCAUUUACAACAACUACUGGUUUCACGAUGCCUCAAAGAGAGACUUCUUGAAAUACGAAUUUUACCAAAAUUUAAGCAUUAUCGGUGGUUUGUUACUAGUCACUAAUACAGGUGCUGGUGAGAUCUCAGUCGAUGAAAAGAAAAAGAUCUAUUAA